UGCUGUAUACAGGAAACCAAAGCCUGAAGUAGUGGACGUAUCUGGCAUUUUAUCCCAAGGAAGUGGCUGUUGGUGCAUACAGGCUAUGUGUUUAUGUGGUUUCCCAUUUGGUGACAAUCGCUUGGCCAUCGCUUCCCUUUAUAUCUCACCCACUGAUCUUAAUAAUUCUUUUUAUUAUAGAUCAAAAACUGUGGCCGGAAUUUGCGAUUUCGCUUGUGAUAUGUCACUAUCUUUGCAGUUAAAUGCAAUUGAAGCCAAUGGGUUGGCUUGCUUAAACAUGCACAACCUUAUCACUAUUGUUUCAUGUUAUUCAAAGCCUCAGAAAACUUAAGGUCUCUAUGUUUUAUAAAGUUUUGAUAACUGUGGCUCAAAUUUUCCAAAAUGGGUUUUGGGAACCCCUACAGAGCCUCCUCCACAGUAACGCUGUUAUUGCAUUGUUGUUGCAAGCAGUGUAUGAAUCUAUUUUGCAUCUGCCUUCACUCAAUGACUAGUUUUUCUUGGUACGCUCCAGUAUACGACAUGUAUAGCUUAUCUUUAUACGACAUGUAUAGCUUUUCAAAGGCAUUGUGAAGACCAUUAGUUGCUGUUCUGAGUAAGGGGGAUCUCAUGUAUUCGAAUUUACCGAUAUACUGGGAGUACAACUGAUACUAAUUCUAGGAUUGAUUAGCCCCUUAGAUGACAAACAUGAAUCGUUUUUAAUACGUUUCAAAGGGGUUUCCUAAACCUGACACCCCGCGCCUCACCUCGGCCAUGACUCUAGGCCUAUCGCAAGAUGGGAAAGUCUUUGAAUAUGUAUACGUCACGGUAAACGGGCCUAGAUAUGCCUCGGGGGCUGGGGCUGGAGCAUUAACCCCUUGUCACCUUCCCCUACAAUUAUAAUUUCCUGUUCGGUUCUUGACAUCAAGGUUGAACAGGCCAUUUGAGGAAUUUAUUUCAAUAUCAAUAUCAACUUGUUUAUAUGUUAAUGAAAAUUGACUUGUCAAUAUCGACUUUAAAAUAAGUCCAAAGCAGAUGUCAUCUCCCAAUUUGUGUAGUCAAUAAAAUUCGUAAAAAACAAAAGCAUCAGAUACAAAUCUUGCGUGUUAUCACGUACACUUUGUUCACCUUCGUUUGAACAAAAGAAAAAGCUGUGUCAGAAAUCGACUACUUUCUACGUCUUUCUUCCCUCCACUCAUUCAUGAAAUUUACAAAUUUAAGAACUUUGAACAUAUGACUACUUUGCUAUUGUCUUGGAAUGAGGAUAAAUGCUGGUGAAUCGAGAGGAGGAUCCAGUCUAUUUAGUGGCAAGGCAGAGGUGUAGCACUAGCAAUGAGGAUCCUUCUUGGCCUGUUAGGCCUUGUUGUUGCAGGUAAGGUUCUUGCUCAUCGCGCAUCUCCUUUGCAUGUUUCUCUUGUCUAUAGAACCACAUUACGCUAUAGAAUUGCAUAAUGCUGCUGAAUGUUCAUAUUUCGAUGUUAACAAUGCUUUUUAUCAACCUACGUUUGGUUUUAUCAUUAAGGUUUUUAUUAAUUCAAAAUUGUCAUAUGGUUUUGUGUGUUGAUUUAUGUUGGCACCAACUGCUUAAUUUUCCAUUAGAAAGUAAUAAUAACUCUAUUAUUUUGACAGCUUCUGCAUUGGAUUUCAAGCUUAAAGGUACAUACAAGACAAGUGCAAAGUAUGUUUACCACUACGAGGGACGCAUCAGACCAACCCAAGUUCCAGUUCUGAAGACGCAAUUCAUUGAGCUACUUAUUAACUGCACCGUUGAACUCCACCCCCUCUCACACGAAAAGUUCGUCUUGAAGAUCAGCAAGCACAAUUUCACAGCCCUUCUGUCAGAUCCAAAGUACACAGAUGACCCUGUGGUGUGUCGUAAAAUUGGCUCAUUGGAGAGCCUUUCAACUUUUAUCAAAAAGCCAAUCAAGUUCACCUACAAAAAUGGUCUAGUCCAGAAGGUCUUUGCCAUGAAAGAUGACCCUAGGUUCUCUGUGAAUCUCAAAAAGGGUAUCAUCAACCUGUUUCAUGUUGAUAUUACUGGGAAGAAUACUGAAACGACCACUGACGAUCUGUUCACAAAAACUGAGGAAUCUGUCGUUGGCAUUUGCUCAACGUCUUACAGCAUCAACGAGUUUAAAGUCAUCGAUGCUCGCCGCACCUGGAGGACCAUGGGAUACAAUGUCACAAAGGUCAUCAAUAUGAACAACUGCACCAAAUCUGAUUUCGAGGUUUACAACACUGUUGUUCCAGGUCCAAAUGAACACCAAAGCACCAACCCUCUCAAGUCGACAGCCACUAUCAAGUACAAUAUUCUGGGGAGCAAAUCUGCUUUCAAAAUUGAGGAGGUGCACGCAGUUGGCUUGCAUGUUCUGUAUUUGACGACAGAAGAUGAAGGAGGCAUUGAUUCAGUAACUGAUCAGAGAAUAAAACUUAUCAGAAGAGAGGCUGUGAAAUCAGAUCGAGAUAUUGUUGCCAUGAAUGAUCAAAAUGUGGCACAGCAAACACUCUCAAUGAACGUGCGAAGCUUUGGCAACAUCGAGAAAGUGCCAGAAUUUUCGGAGUCAGACAGAAAGAACAGCGUAGACCUCAUUUUCAGAACAAUGACCAAACUGAUGAAGAUGGUACCAGAAUUUGAAAAGCCAAGUAAACAAUCUUCUCCUCACGUGUAUUUGAAAAACUUCUCAAAACAUUUGCUCCAGGUUUUGCAAAUUGUCCGGAGCGUGAAAAAGCCGGUACAUACCACUAUAUGGAGCCGGUGCAGCAGUGACCCAACAAUGAAGAAAUGGAUACUGCACGUUUACAGCUUAUGCGGAACACAAGCUUGCAUGGAGUUCAUGAAGGACAAGCUCAACACGUUGACUGAGGAGCUUAUCUCCAGUUAUUUGAUAACAUCAAGCUACAAUGGAAACCCGACCGAGCUAAUGACAAAAUUUUUCAAGGAAAUGACAUUGUUGGGAAAAGUAACAACUUCUCCAUCUCUGACCAAAAUGGCAUAUCUUGGCGCAACCAACAUAAUCAAGACCUUUUGUAGGCAAAAUAGAUGCAAGACUACCUGGAUUGACGAGAUUCUAACAAAUGGCCUAAAAAACAUCAUCCAACAAUGCAAGCAGAAGGUUACUUGUGGGCCAAUGAAGCACCUACCAGCAACUGUCGUGUUGGCUUUGGUAGAAAACGUGGAACGACCUACGCUGUUCACCCAUCUUGAGAAAAUAGUGCUAGAUGAAAGUUUACCGGUGAUGAUCCGAGUCAAAGCUGUUAUGGCAAUUAGGCCGAUGAUCAAGAUCAUUCCAACCCGGGUGCGCGUUUUGAUGCUCAGAGUUUUCCGCGACCUGUCAUGUGACGUUGAACUGCGUACGGUCUGUUUCUCUGUACUCAUGGAAAACCCUUCUUUCCACGUGAUUUUGCACAUUGCACGUGUCAUUAACCUGGAACCAAGUAGAUGCGUCAGACGAUUUGUUUACGACAAAUGGGUUGCCAUGAAAUACACCAAGACUUGCACUCCGAAAAUUGAUACUGCAUUGAGGUUGGCCUUGGAGCUUUUCUCAAAGACAAGAGUGCCCUCAAGACUAGGCCAAAUGACGAACAGUUACCACCUUAAUUGGUAUUCGAAGAACUGGACCGUUGGAGCUCUGUGGCGCCAUGACGAGAUUUACCGAACUGAUUUCAUGCCGACGUUUAUACAUUCCAGGCUGAACAUUACAGUUUUUGGCAGAAAUAUUACUGUAUUGGAGGGUCAGCUCCGUGUACAAGGACUGGAAGAAUACCUAAAGCAACUUAUUGGACCUAAUGGACUGUUUGAUAUUAGCAAGACUGAUGGUUGGAAAAAGAGUGGAAUCGGAGCACUCUCUGAUAAGCUGAAGGAACUUGAAAAGAAGCUUCCAACUUACACGUUGCCGGAAGAAAAAUUGAAGUUGUUUUUCCAAAUGAAGAUGUUUGGAAAGGUCUUCUACGCCACUGAGACAUCUCUGGAUACCCCUGCCUCGAAACUAGAUAGCUAUAAAAGCUUUGAAGGCCUUUUGAACAUGGUAGAAACUGCAAUAAAACUGCACAAGGGAGUAGAGUACACAUUUUCAAAGCCUUUCAUCCCGAUAGAGGUCAUUUACAGAAUGCCAACUCUCACUGGUAUUACCUUGACAACCAACCUCACUACCAUGAUUAUUCCUGUCUCUGUUUCAAAACUGAAAGUCACGGCAAAGCCUGAUAUGUUUUCAUUGAAAACCCUUGUUUCCAAGAAGAUUGAUUCAGUUCAAGUGAACGCCGAACAAAAGCUUUGUGCAAUCGCUGAUGUUCAUGGUGAAAUCAACUUCCGUAUUCCAAACCUCGUGUUGGGUGGAUACAUGAGAACCACAGUGAAUGUAUCAGCUCAUCUGAAGGCAAAUAUCAACUAUGACACCAAAUUGAGAACAUUGAAAACUGAAAUCGAGACACCAGAAACUGUAAGAGAGGUUCUGACAUUGAAGAAGAAAGCAUAUCACUUUUUGACUGUUGAAAAGCCAAGAGAAAAGACCCCGACACCAGAAAAGAAAAUAUUGAAAUUUUUGGAAAAAAAAGAACAGGAAAAGAUUAUCAAAAGAGAAAGGAGAAGUUUCUAUUCUGAUGACGCUGACGACUUCGAGCCAGAAAUCCUCCCCGAAAGGAAACUAAAAUUAGGAGGAAAGAAAUUGGUCUUAGGUGAAAUCAUGACUGCAUGGAAUUCUGAAACAACAACCACGACUGGAACCACUCCUUUGGUUUCCGCCACUCCUCUUCCUACAACAACACGCAAUGUCGAGACAACAACUGACACAACAACGACUGAGACACCAACGAUGACUGUAACGACAGAAACACCAACGAUGACAACAACGACUGAGACACCAACAAUGACAACGACGCCAACGAUUACUACAACAACAGAAGCGUUUACAACAACUGAAACCACGACAACAACUGAAACCACGACAACAACUACAGAGAUUUCACCCACUACUAGUACGUCAAUGCCACCAUCAACUUCCACUACUGUUGAGCCAGUUAACCCCUCAGUCCCCGUCUCUGACAACGAGGCCGGCAGGACUCUGAUAAUCCCAAUUGAAGUUGAUCAAUUGAAGCAUAUCAAGGUCCUAGGAUCUGGAAAGAAACCUCCUAUCUGCGAAUCAUGGACACUCAAGCUCAAUGGCAAAUUUGUAAGCGUUAACUCCGGUAAGGUUGUGUUGUCAAGCACUCCAACUGUUUUUAACGUGACUUUCCAUGGAAAGAACAGACGCAUUGUCCGCUUCUUUGCUCCCGGACACGGCUACCUUACCAUUCCAACAGACCACAAGUGCCUGAAGACAACGAAGCAGAAGAGCACAACUGAUCAACUGUUUGUGAUCACCAUGACCGGACCUGGUAAGGCAAAGAUUCGCACAGUGGCCCACUACGAUCCAAAAAUGAUUCCAAAAGAAUGGUCACUUGCAGAUGCAAGAGAAUUGCGGGAGAUUGAAGAGAUCGAACAAAUUUUCCAGAAGGAGCAGGUCACCCUUGACAAGGAAUACCUGGACGAUGAGGAAAAGGUUGAGCCCACCCGCCAAACAGCUAGAAUGGCACACUGGACAGCCACUAAUGACGCUGUUUGCCUUACUCCAUCUGAUAAAGCGGCCACGACUGUGCAUGUCAAUCGAAAGACAUCGCUAAAACGCAACCUGAGGCGCUUAUCCUACCAACUUGGGAAGUGCUAUGGAACGUCAAUGGGAUUGACACUUUGCCAGCAUGGUUACAGACCGUAUCCCAAGCUAAACCAUCUGCCACUGAUAUACGCCCCAAUGGAGUACAGACUGCUUCUGAAGCCGGUGACAAAACCAAGAGUAAGCAAGAUCCAAAUGAAUGUUGUAAUGCCUAACCCCAGUGACAAAAUCUUGAAGCAUGAGGUUACCCUGGCAUUGACAGGACAAUCUGCUGAAAAGAAAGUGACCAUAACAACAACAUUUGACCGUACGAAUGCUGUUAUGUCUUUGACUGUUGUACCAGUAGGCCUAGAGACACUUCAGUUCAAGAAAAUGUGCAUGCAAUUUGCCCGCCGUAUCGAUGGCGUGUCUUUCAGCGUCAGCUUUGAUCCAACUUGCACAAAGAAAAAUAUUAAGGUUGAUGUGGUUACUACAAAACAGUUGCCACGCUAUUGGAUGACCUUUGUCGUCAAGCACAGUCCCAGCCAUGUCCCUCAAUACGUCAUUGACAGUAUCAAGUACAUCACAACAACUUUCAUCAUCCCGACACUAAAGACGUCAGUUUACGUGUACCCAAGAGUACAUGUUCCCAAUCUGUACAAGGACACAAGCAAGCUUUAUGUGUCACUUAUUAAAAACGAUACAUUAAAAUUGCACUUGAAGACCAAAGAUGCUUCAUAUGUCUUGGAUGAUGUCAAACUCCCGAAGGUUAUCAGGACUUUACCGAAAGGAACAAAAGAAAUUCCAUUGCUUUCAAAGUUACCUUUUAUUGGUCGAACUCACUGUUUGCACAGAAAUCAGACAUUUGUAACAUUUGACAAGAAGCCAUACAAUUUUACACUUAGAGGGCAUUGUGAGCAUAAUCUCCUAAGGAUCUGUGAUGGAUCAUCAAAAAAUAUUGCAGUUACAAUGAAGAAAAUUGAUGAUAGCAUGAAAAGAAAACUCACCAUUUUGGUUGACUCUAAGGUUGUUGAAAUUAUUCCUGAAAAGAAGAUGGAUGACAAACCAACAAUCAAGAUAAAUGGACAGCAAAAGACAAUGGCUACACGUUUUGUUAUCAAGGACCAAUCAAACCAUCCAAUGAUUACAAUUAUAUGGGAACCAGAGAUUAAAUGUGUCACUUUCUGGCAUCAUAGAUAUGGCCUUAUUGUCAAACUGGUGGAAUCUCAUCUAGUCACCCUCAGAAUCUCUCCUUUCUUUGCAAACAAAACAUGCGGGUUAUGUGGCAACAAUGAUGGUGAACAUUUCAAUGAAUUUAUUACUCCUGAAGGAGCCUUAGUCAAUGACGCUCGAAGACCAACCAUCUUCUACCCAAAAGUGAAACAAUGUACUGAGACUAUCUUUGCGUCAAGCUGGGUUACCCCUAGCCUCAAAUGUAGCAAAGACUGCCCAUUUACAAGGAAAUUUGUGAAAGUUACUACCCCAGGGAAGACAUGUUUAACCAACUUCCGCAUCCUACAAUGCUUCAGAUCAUGUAAAGAAAGUGAACCACAAGCGGUUCUAGUCCCUGCAACAUGUGUUCCACCCUCAAAGGUAGAACAACUUGAAAAGUUCUUAACACAUGGCACAAAAAUGGAUUUGAGCAAAGCCACUGAAUUUUUGGCAAAGAUUUCAAUUCCAAAGAACUGCAGAUGUAACUGCUAAAAACAUUUUUGUACUUAAGUUCUUUGUUUGAUUUAUGUAGUUUUUAUUGUUUUUUGUUUGUGUCUUGAAUUGAAGAGAGUCAAUACAAUAUUCAACAACAAGCAUAAAAUGCAUAAAGAGUUUGGGAAACAAACUUCUCAAAAUCCUCACAAAAUCUUUUAAAACAAAAUUCUAUCUUUAACAGAUAACUAUAUUAUUUUUGCAAGAUUUGAAAGUACAUUUUCUUUCACCUCACAGAUAUCCAAAGUGGGCAAUUUUAUUCCCCCAAAUUUCAAAAUCAUAUUCCUUGUUUGACUGGUUUCAUUUCUCUUCAAUCAGGGUACCAAUAUUUUACACUUGAUUAUGGUUUAUAAUAUAAACCUUACUAAGUUAAUCUUACCUUAAUAAUGAUAUGUUAAUCUUAUAAUAGAAAGUUGUAUUUUACUCUUAAUAUGUUGUCAUUGUAAGCUUAUCUGCAUUUAUCAUACUAUAUUCUCUGCAAACCACAAA
Rhopilema esculentum is the source of this 7793-nucleotide messenger RNA. RefSeq lists its product as uncharacterized. Gene Ontology annotation, biological process: lipid transport. The record is from RefSeq and is a predicted model, not a curated record. NCBI's taxonomy places the organism in Eukaryota, Metazoa, Cnidaria, Scyphozoa, Rhizostomeae, Rhizostomatidae. Gene Ontology annotation, molecular function: lipid carrier activity.